This is a messenger RNA of Dendronephthya gigantea, 795 nucleotides long. Its product is annotated as tyrosinase-like. NCBI's taxonomy places the organism in Eukaryota, Metazoa, Cnidaria, Anthozoa, Malacalcyonacea, Nephtheidae. The record is from RefSeq and is a predicted model, not a curated record. The transcript has a single exon. Gene Ontology annotation, molecular function: oxidoreductase activity. The coding region runs from base 1 to 795 and encodes 264 amino acids.
AUGAGUCACGCUGAGCGGGUUCGCUACAUCAAAACUGUAAAAACAGCCUCCACUAGCCCAGGAUACAAACCACGAUACGACAAACUUCUAAGACUACACAAAACGAUCUUUUAUGGCCAUAAAAUCCACGCAAAAGACUUCUUCCUUCCCUGGCAUCGCUGGUUCUUAUUACAAUAUGAAAAUUUGCUUCGGCAGAUCGAUUGUCGCGUCACUGUUCCGUACUGGGAUUGGAGCCUGGUAGCUGGCGAUCCUUGGUCGAGCUCAAUAUGGAACACUGGUGGCAGUGGCUUUGGUGGAAACGGGGUACCAGAAGGAAGAUGUGUUAAUACUGGUCCUUUUAAGCGUGAGGUGUGGUCACUUCCUGCAAGCGCUGGUGGAAGUUGUUUAAGAAGAAACUUUAAUGACAACGUACGGGACGCAAUCACCGUUGCAAAUGCAAUUUCUAUUUUGUCACAUUUCCACGACUUCGAAACUGUAUUGCGACUUGACCUCCAUAACCGUGUUCAUUGCUCUAUCGGCGGAACGAUGUGCACCGAUAAUUCAGCGACGGCUCCUGAAUUUUUCCUUCACCACGGAUUCAUCGAUAAAAUCUGGUGGGAUUGGCAGAAAAAGAGCGACACACGCAAGUUCCACGACUACUUCCGAAACCAAGCCGAGACCAUGUCAUCCACGUCUUAUCAUUCUCGAGACUUGCUGGAUUUGAACGCCCAACCCGGCUGUGUGUGUGCUGAAUAUGUCAACCCCAGGAGCGCCGCGUAUAGGAACGUUCAAGGUUUGUCUCAAGGAUACUUUUGA